AUGGGGAGUCUCACCGAGCUGCUGCUGGCGACUUUAGACCCGUCCAAGAAUGCCCAAGCAGAAGCGCAGAUUCGACAGGCUGAACAGGCCAGCGUCGACCAGUACUUUACAGCCCUUGCACAGGAGCUGGCAAACACGGAGAAGCCUGUCGUUGCUCGGCAGCUUGCAGGACUUCUCCUGAAGAACGCCCUUGCUUCCAAGGAUCCCGCGAAAGAUCGCGACCUGAAAGCGAGAUGGGCGAACCUGCCGGCCGCAAGCCGGAACUUGGUCAAGGAGGCCACCACCUCCGCGCUCAUCAGCCCGCAAACGGAUGUGGGCAAGGCGUCGGCGCAGGUCUUGGCCAAGAUAGGUGCCAUCGAGAUUCCCCUGGUGCAGUGGCCGGGCCUCGUACCACUUUUGCUGGGCCAUGUGACCAAUACCGACGUCAGAGCCAGACAGAUCUCACUGGUGUGCUUGGGCUACUUGUGCGAAGACCUGGUGAUCGUGCAGGAGGAGGGGACCAAUAUCGGGGAUGAUAUUGCCAACAACAUCCUCACGGCUGUUGUUCAGGGAAUGCGGGACACCGAGCCGCAGACGAAGCUGGAGGCGACUCGAGCAUUUUAUCACGCGGUGGUGCUGGCGAAAAAGAACUUCAAGAACCAAGUCGAGCGCGACGUGAUUAUGGGCGUCGUGAAUGAGACCUGCCGCUGCAACACGGCACCCGAAGUCCAGAUCGCAGCCUUUGAAUGCCUCGUGCAGAUUGCAACGGAGUACUACGACUUCCUCAUGCCGUACAUGAAUGGCUUGGGCCCUUUGACCUGGGAAACCAUCAAGUCAUCUCCAGAAAAGGUGGCGAUUCCAGCCAUGGAGUUCUGGUCCACCAUUUGCGAUGAGGAGCUCUACCUCAUGGAUUUGGUGGAGGCCGGCCAAGCGGGUGGCCGUGCUUCCCUGAACCUCAUCCAGCAGGCCCUGAGCUUCCUGGUGCCGCUCCUGACCGAGACGCUGACGAAGCGCCAGAGCGAGGACGACGACGACACCUGGAACCUGGCGAUGGCCGCAGGCACCUGCUUGGCGCUGGUGGCACAGGUGGUCAGAGAUGGCUGCGUGGACCUGGUGCUGCAGUUUGUGCACACCAACUUCCAGAAUCCUGAUUGGAAGUUUAGAGAAGCGGCGGUCUUGGCAUACGGCUCCAUCAUGGAGGGACCGACCAGCGAGAAGAUGAGACCGAUGGUCGAGCAGAGCCUCAGCCACCUGGUCCUGGCUCUGCAGGAUCAGAGUGUCGCCGUUCGCGACACCAUCGCUUGGACCUUGGGCCGUAUUGCCCAGUUCCAUCCCACCAUAGUUCCAGUCAAGCAGCUCAUGCCGCUCCUCUGUGAGAGGCUGCGGGAUGUCCCGCGGGUCUCUGCCAACAUCUGCUGGAACGUGCAGGCCGGGCUGGAAGUGAAGUGCCGUGAGCCAACCGGCCAAGGCCAGCUGCUCAAAGACCUAGGCAAACCUUUCGCCACCCAUACCCAAGAUCUCUCGCCACGGGAAGAGCCGACGAAAGAGGGCCCCGCGCCGAAGCCGCAUAAGCCGCCCAGCGACAGCGGUUCCUGGGAGACUUCCGAGACCUGCACACCGAGCAAUCCGAGCACGAACGAGAGUUGGAGCUCCAUCAAAAAGAGCUCCAAGAGCAGCUUGGCCCCGUCUUCCGUCGCUCCGAAGAAGCCCACAGUGAGAUACUACAGCCGCCAGGGGCAGCAGCGCCUGCUUCGUCGAGCCCAGGCUCUCUUCUGUCGCAGCUGGACGCUUGGGCUUGCUGCCCUGCUCGGGACGGCGGGCGCGGUCAUUGAGGUGCCUUUUGCCUCUGCCGAGGUCUUCGUCGGACUCGCAGAUCUGCUGAUGCUGUCUUCGGUGGCGCAGGGCGUGUGCGUGUUGGCCGGCUUCGAGUACCCAGACGGGUAUCCAGACGAAGAGAGGGGGCCAAAUCAGACGUUCUCGUUGCACCCAUGCCCGACCACUCCAAACUGUCUCUUUCAGGUGGAUGUCAGGCUACCAACUGAGCUUCGACGAGCGCGCUUCUUUCAGCCUCCCUUCGAGAUCCCUUCCCACGCGACGCCGGGCGAGGCUUACACCGAACUGCCGCUUCCUGGAGGCCUCAGCUGCUGUCCUUACACCCCCCAGGACUGCUGCGACUGGUACAACACGCAGACGCGGCUCUUCUGCGACUCCGGCGAUGCCGAGCUUGCGGCGGGCGGCCCGGGCGGCCCGGGCGGCGGCUGCUCCAACUUGACAUCCACCCCCUGGCCGUGCUUUCUUCGGGAGCUUGCACCCGCUCCGGCAUCCAGCGACUUCUUUCUGUCGCAGUUCCAGCUCGAUGGGGCGCAUCUGGAGGUCGGCAGCAAGUGGCGCUCGGCGUUCCUGGUGCUGGACGGCUCUCUGGUCGCUUUGGCAGGGCUCGGCCUGCGCAUCUGCGCGAGGCCGUGGGUCCGCGCAAAGCUGGACGCCUGCUCCACGCCGCUGCUGCGGCGCCUGGAGAGGCGCGUGAACGGCGCCUUGCUGCUGAUGGCGGCGCGGCUGCCCCGGUGUUUGCGCGGCGAGGCGGCCAAGGAGCUGCUCUGGCAAAGCGAGGCGGCGACGACCUUGCAGCGGGCCUGGCGGCGAAGGCUCAGGCUGCGAAGGCUCGAGCGGCUCUCCAUGGCCGAGGCCGUGGCCCUGGCCAUGGAGCGCAGGAGCAGCGUCCUGGCCUACCGCGAGGGGCUGCCGUGGCCCCGGUCUCGGCUCCCCGUUUUUGUGACUCUUGGCAAGGGUCGGAUCCUCGAGGCAAGAGGGGACGUGCUCAUGGAGAUCCUCGGUGACUUCCAGUGCCACUUCCGAGGCGCAUGGACUGACGGAGCUUUGGAGCCCAGCUUGUGCGCGGUGCCUUUUUCUCUCCGCGUUUUUGGCACGGCGGAGGAGCAGCGAAAGCGGCCCGCCGCGCUGAAGGGCGGCCCCAAGGGGCUGCUGUCGAAGAGGCCACCGCCUACGGCCCGGAACAG
This is a messenger RNA of Symbiodinium necroappetens, 2996 nucleotides long. Lineage: Eukaryota; Dinophyceae; Suessiales; Symbiodiniaceae. The record is from the annotation of a GenBank genome assembly.